CGUCCUUUUGAAACUGAUCAUUAUUUUCUUUAAACCUUAACCUCAAGAGUUAUCAAUUAUUUUCUUCAAAGAAACUACUUGGUUUUUGGUUAAUUUGAAAAGUAGAUAAAUGGAUCCAGAAGUAUCCAAUGAUCCUACUUCACCCAAAAGAAAUAAAUGUAUGGUGUUUGUUCGACAAAAUCUUUUGACGCUGUUGACGUUUUUGUCUGUGGUUCUGGGUAUCAGUUUCGGAUUUGGUCUUCGCAAAGGGACAACGUGGACCAAAAGAGAUGUGAUGUAUGUAAAUUUUCCUGGUGAGCUGUUCCUCUGUAUUUUACGAUGCCUUACUCUUCCUCUCAUUAUGUCCAGUCUGAUGUCUGCGGUGGGAAGUCUUGAUACUAGACUUUCUGGAAAGAUUGGAGUUAGAGCCAUUUUAUACUACUUGGCCACUACCGUUUUGGCAAUCAUUAUGGGCAUUGUUCUGGUUGUUUCCAUUAAGCCGGGUGCUGGGAACCAUCAAGACAUGGUGUCAAAUGAGAAAGUCACACAGGAAUCUAUGACAGAAGACACUUUGAUGGAUCUUGUCAGAAACAUGUUUCCGCCAAAUAUAAUUCAAGCAACUAUGGAACAGUACAAGACUGUAAUUAUUCCACCAGAGUCAGAAAGAGUUAACACCUCCGGAGACAACAUCAGCGAAACACCUAAAAACGAAUGGGAAAUCAGCGGUGAAUUUAUUGCAUCAACCAACAUUCUUGGGCUGGUGAUGUUUUCAAUAGUUUUAGGCGUCACUCUGGCUAAGAUGGAUAGUAAAGGAAAGCCUUUGUUGGACAUGAUUACCAGCCUUAGUGAAGCUAUGAUGUUAAUCACCUCCAGGGUCGUGUGGCUUACUCCCAUUGGUGUACUGUUUUUAAUUGCUGCCAAACUAAUAGAAAUGGACGACUUGUCAGUUGUUUUUGGCCAGCUUGGUUUGUUUACAGCCACAAUAAUGACAGGAUUUUUUAUCCACGGUGUCCUAAUCUUGCCAGCAAUCUAUUCAAUUAUCACCAAGACAUGGCCUUUUACCUUCAUUUAUAACAUGAGCCAAGCUUUGAUGACAGCUUUUGGAACUGCUUCAAG
Molecule: messenger RNA, 1095 nt
Organism: Limulus polyphemus (Atlantic horseshoe crab)
Lineage: Eukaryota; Metazoa; Arthropoda; Merostomata; Xiphosura; Limulidae
Product: excitatory amino acid transporter 3-like
Exons: 6
Biological process (GO): L-glutamate transmembrane transport
Cellular component (GO): plasma membrane
Molecular function (GO): glutamate:sodium symporter activity; L-glutamate transmembrane transporter activity; neutral L-amino acid transmembrane transporter activity
Source: RefSeq, a predicted model, not a curated record